Molecule: messenger RNA, 376 nt
Organism: Annulohypoxylon maeteangense
Lineage: Eukaryota; Fungi; Ascomycota; Sordariomycetes; Xylariales; Hypoxylaceae
Exons: 2
Coding region: 122-376 (84 amino acids)
Source: RefSeq, a predicted model, not a curated record
GCUAGAAAUAUGAUGGAAAAUCCAAUGAUAUAUAACCGAAGAGCGGUGAGGGGUUACAGGAAGAGGGUUCAUUGAACAAUAUCGAUGAUUAUGAUCUUAAUAUUCCACACAAUCUUACCUGAUGUCGACGAGAUCUAACCUUCCAGCUAUGGUGUCUAGUAGCAGCAGGGCGCCUAAAACUACUACGUAUCCGUCUUACAACUUGGAGCAAUAUCUACGGAAACCACCAACGUCUGCGGUCGAAAGAGUAGUGAGCAACCAGAAGCCUACAACGCCAACGGAUAGGGAGACGAAAGUCAAAGCUGAGCUUGAAUCUUGGAGUGCUGGUUUUGAUAGAGCGGGAAAAUCAAAGCAUAAGGAUGAAAAGGGUAGCUGA